Messenger RNA from Ostertagia ostertagi, 867 nucleotides. The record is from the annotation of a GenBank genome assembly. NCBI's taxonomy places the organism in Eukaryota, Metazoa, Nematoda, Chromadorea, Rhabditida, Trichostrongylidae.
AUGAGUAACGUGGCAAGGAUAGCAGAGAGCUGUUCUUCCGAUAGUGAUGAGGACCUUUACACUCACAGUAUAGACAUCAAGAAGGUCAGAGGUGUUGCAGCAAAUCAUAGCACUUUCUGUGGAGAUCAUCGAAAUGGCGAUAGUGGCAUUUCUCGAACACCGAAGCCAGAUAUUAUUGCGCUAGACGACGACGACUCUGAUUCAUUAGAUUUGUCAGAUCCAGAAAACAUAUGUCCAAAGAAAGCCAAAGAAUCCUCUAGGAAACGAAGGGAACGUAUGGAGCGGGAACAGUUGCAAGAGUUGGAGAAGAUUAUGCACGAGCCAAUAGUUGUAGAUAGAUUUGUUCCUGCGAAGACAAGAAAGAUUACUCCGCUUAUAGUUGAUUCUUCCCAUUCUUCUGAAAUUCUGAAUGACAGCAUAGAGUCAGUAGAAUCAAUAGCAGUAUUACCAUCAAAAAGCAAAGCGGUUGCUGAAGACGUCAUAGAUUUGGACAAGGAAGUUGACCUUUAUGUAACCGUUAACGUGGAUCACCAAGCGGGCAAGCCAGGGCGAUUUAUGACCAUCCGUCGGCUAGCCGUGGUUAAUGUAUUCUCCCUUAAAUCUGACUCCACAUAUGAAGAGGAUUAUGCAAGUGAUCCAAAUUUCAUAGCUAUAAAGUGUAUCUUCGCAAAUGGUCGACCUCGCUGUGUGUAUAUUAGUCUGACGGAGACCUUCUCUGAAGCAAAAAAGCGCAUUUCCAAGGAACUGAAACUGGCGAAAGCCAUAGCUAAGCUGGUGUUUGACAGCGAAGUUCUCAGUGAUGAUGACAGCCCAGAAUCUGUUGGAAUGGAAGCUGAUGAUGUUAUUGAAAUAUAUUUGAAAGAUUAA